This is a messenger RNA of Cucurbita maxima (winter squash), 692 nucleotides long. Its product is annotated as olee1-like protein. Bases 42 to 554 code for a protein of 170 amino acids. The record is from RefSeq and is a predicted model, not a curated record. The transcript is spliced from 2 exons. NCBI's taxonomy places the organism in Eukaryota, Viridiplantae, Streptophyta, Magnoliopsida, Cucurbitales, Cucurbitaceae.
AAGAAGCAAGGGCAGGGCAGGAGGGCAGGGGUAUAAUCAUAAUGAAAAUGCCAAAAUCCUCGGCUGCUAUCAUCCUUCUUUCUGCCCUCUGUUUCCUCUCCUUCAUCGACGUCACCCUCUCCGACAAAGAUCGUUUCUUCGUCGACGGGCGUGUUUACUGUGACACCUGCCGCAUCCAGAUCGUCACCCGCAUCAGCACAUUCUUGGAAGGAGCAAAGGUGAGGUUGGAAUGCCGGGAGGAGGAAGGAGGAAACGUGACCCUGAGUAGGGAGGCGGAGACCGACAACAACGGAAAAUACCGCAUUGAAGUGGAGGGAGACCGUGAGGAGGAGAUUUGCGAAGUGUCGCUGGUGAAGAGUAGCGAGGAGGAAUGCAGUGAGAUUCCUAGUGAUGGAUUUGCUCAUCGGGCCAGAGUCAGCAUCACUGCCAACAAUGGUAUCACAAGCCCUGUUCGUCAAGCCAACCCACUGGGCUUUAUGAGGAAGGAGUCUGAUCCCGGGUGCAAGGAGGUUGUUCGCCAGCUUGGAUACGAUGAGGCUGGCCUUCUUGUUUGAGGCCCCCACUCUCUGUAUUCCUUAUUCCAUUAAAUAAUAUUAUUAACCCCGCCCUGCCCUGCCCUGCCCUGCCCUGCUUCUCCUUAUCUAAAGUAUGCACUCUACCCUCUUUAAUAAACUCUAUUUAUUUUAAUCCAA